UCAACUUUCACUCAAUACAAUUUUCGGAGUAAAAACAUGAUACCUCGUACACAUUCAAACCAAAGGAAGGCUAGCCAACAAGUCCAGGAAGCCACAUUCAUGGCAGCAGGUGCACAAAAAACAGAAACACAGGUUCAUGAUGACGGUGUUUACAAAGAAAUUGAGCUAGCUGAGUACGAUGGAACUCAAGACCUAGUGGAACACGUGCAAGGAUAUAGAAUGGCAAUGAUGGUAUAUGGAGCCUUAAAUGCUCUAUUAUGCAAGCAAUUCCCAACAACUUUCAGGAAAGCUGCGCAAGCUUGGUUCACAACAUUGCCAAAAAAAUCUAUCCAGACCUUUGAUCAAUUUGCGAAUAUGUUCAUCAAUCACUUCACGGCCAGCAGAGCUCCUCGAAAGACCAACUAUCAUCUUUUAACAAUUAAACAAAAAACAGGAGAGUCACUAAGAGCCUACAUAGCAAGAUUUCACAACGAAACUGUGCAAGUAGAAAGAUUGGACCAAAGCGUGGCAAUGCAUGCUCUAAUGGACGGACUCAAAGACUCAAGACCGUCGAGAAAGGAGGUACCAGUAGUGGGAAUCAUCACAAUACCUAUCCAUGUUGGCGAUACUGCUCAAAAAGCUGUGGUAACUUUGGACUUCUUUGUCGUAGACAUACCAUGCUCUUUUAAUGCAAUCUUAGGAAGACCAGGAUUGAAUGGCUUACAAGCAGUAAUCUCUACAAGCCAUAUGAUGAUCAAAUUCCCUAUGCCAAAAGGUAUUGGAGUAGCAAGAGGAAGAUUUGUAGAAAUUCAGGAAACUGUCACAGCACAAGUCUUUGAACAAUCAGAAGCCCGGAAACUGCGGCCUAAGUCUCGAGCCUGGGAUUUAAUUGCAACAGGUGACAUUUGGAGAAGAAGAGCAUUGAUGGUAAAUACAAUGGAUGCACGAGAAGGUAUAAACGAACAACGAGCAGAGUCCAUUGAUCGCACCAAAUCUGUGGUACUCACCUCAAAAAAUCCAGACAAAACAACGAAUGUAGGAGCAGAUAUGGACCCAGAAUUUACUGCAAAACUAGAAGAAUGCUUAAGAAGGAAUGAAGGUACAUUUGUAGGAAGUGCAGCUGACAUGCUUGGGAUAGACCCUAAAGUCGCAUGCCAUAGGCUCGGGGUACCCCCAGAAGUUGUGUCGGUCAGGCAAAAGAUGAGACAAUUUGGAGCCGAAGGAACCGUAGCUAUAAAGGAAGAAAUAGAGAAAUUAAAAGAAGUAGGAUUUAUAAAAGAAAUAAACUUCAGUGAGUGGUUAUCUAACGUCGUCAUGGUAAAAAAGGCAAAUGAGAAAUGGCGCAUGUGCAUUGAUUUCACUGACCUUAAUAAGGUGUGCCCCAAGGACAACUAUGCAUUACCAAACAUAGAUGAGUUAGUGGACAAUUCCUCCGGAUAUGAAGUACUCAGUUUUUGUGACGCUUAUUCCGGAUACAACCAAAUCCCACUGGUAGAAGAGGAUCAAGACAAAACAGCUUUCAUUGCGGCAGGAGAAACAUACUGCUACAUAGUGAUGCCAUUUGGCCUAAAAAACGCAGGAGCAACAUACCAGCGUUUUGCAAACAAAAUCUUUGUGUUGUUGAAAAGAAACCACGAAAAGCUACAAAAGCUCAGAUUUUGGCAGAUUUUGGCAGAUUUCAUAGUAGAAUUGAGUAAGGAAGAAAAAGCUGCGCUUGACACACCUUUACCAACACCCCUCGAAAAACAACAAUCAUCAGAAAUAGAAGAAGAGCAAGCAAGGGUAAUUUCGCUAGACCUUUGCUGGGUCCUCCAUGUUGAUGGAUCAUCAAGUGAAAAUGGGAGUGGCACAAGAAUCAUACUGACAUCACCAGAAGGAGAAACCUUUGAAUACGCACUAAAGUUUACAUUUGAGGCAUCCAACAAUAGAGCAGAGUACGAGGCUCUAUUGGGAGGACUUCGGUUAGCAAAAGCUGUGAAUGCAGAGUACAUAAAAGUAUUUAGUGAUUCACAAUUAGUAGUAUACCAAAUAAAAGGAAAUUUUAACGCUCAGGAAACAGUAAUGACAAAAUACCUAGAAAAAGCUGCGCAACUCCUUAAACCAUUCAAAGGAUACAAAAUGCACCAUAUAAAAAGAAUCGAAAAUUCAAAAGCUGAUGCGUUGGCCAAAUUAGCAAGUUCAAGAGUCAUAGAAUCAAGAAAAGAGAUAUACGUUGAAGAACUGAGCUCCCCCUCAAUAUCUGAAGAAGAAAUCCUAAAGAUAGAAGAAGAAGAAGAAGAAACCUGGAUGAAUCCAAUCAAAAGAUACCUUUCUAAUGGAGAUCUACCUAAAGACAAGAAAGAAGCAAAGAAAGUGAAAAGAAAAGCAACGUGGUAUACAAUCCUUGAAAUUCACGAAGAAGAAUGUUCCAACCAUAUAAGAGCAGAAUCACUAUCAUACAAAAUCCUCCGCCAAGGAUAUUUUUGGCCAACCAUGAAGAUGGAUACAAGGGAGUACGUCAAGAGAUGUGACAAAUGCCAAAGGUUCACUCGAAUACAACACCAACCUUCAAAUCCUCUGCAUAUGGUGACAGCUCCAUGGCCCUUCACAAAAUGGGGGAUGGACAUCGUUGGGCCCUUCCCAGAAGCAAAAGGAAAAAAGAAGUACCUUAUAGUUGCAAUAGACUACUUCAUGAAAUGGGUUUGGAACACCAAAAAUCCUGAUCACGGACAAUGGGACCCAAUUUGCAAGCGAAUCUUUCAAAGAAUUCUGUCAAGCACAGAAUCUGGAAGACGAUUCACAAUCAAAGCUCAGUUAGAAAAUGAAGGAAAAACACCAGAACAAAUUGAGCAGAGAUUUGCUUCAGUAGCUUACCCAGAGUCAAAUGGACAGGCAGAAGUUGCCAACAGAAUCAUAUUAGAUAGCUUGAAAAAGAAGGUAGGAAAGGCAAAGGGUGCAUGGACAGAGGAACUACCAUACACAUUAUGGGCCUACAGAACCACGUACCGCACAUCCACUGGUGAGACCCCAUUCAAUUUAACAUACGGAACAGAAGCAGUCAUUCCAGUAGAAACCAGAAUUUCAACGCAUAGAGCCAGCCACUACAAUGAACACAAAAACAAAGAGACCUUAAGAGCCAACCUAGAUUUGCUAGAAGAAGUUAGGAACUUAUCGCAAAUACGAAUGGCAAGUUACCAUAGAAAAGCAGAAAAAUAUUACAACCGCAAGGUAAAACCCAAAAACCUAUGCAAAGGAGAUUGGGUACUAAGAAAAGCAGAGGUCUUAGAAAGAAAUUCCCGAGAAGGAAAGCUACGCUCAAGCUGGGAAGGACCAUACCUCAUCAAGGAAGAUUUAGGCAACAGAGCCUUCAAGUUGAUACGCCCCACUGGAGCAAUAAUCCUACGGACCUGGAAUGCUGUGCACCUUAAGAAAUACCACCAGUAAGCAAAGGAAAGUAAUCUUGUAAAAUAUUCUCCAUUAAUAUUGCGACUUUCAUUUGAAUAAAACGAGAAAUUUAGC
Molecule: messenger RNA, 3477 nt
Organism: Rubroshorea leprosula
Lineage: Eukaryota; Viridiplantae; Streptophyta; Magnoliopsida; Malvales; Dipterocarpaceae
Source: the annotation of a GenBank genome assembly